Messenger RNA from Microthlaspi erraticum, 2037 nucleotides. Lineage: Eukaryota; Viridiplantae; Streptophyta; Magnoliopsida; Brassicales; Brassicaceae. The record is from the annotation of a GenBank genome assembly.
AUGGGUAACGGAAUUACGAAGCUGAGUAAAUGUUUCACCGGCGGAGGAGAAAGUCGUCGGAAAAAAGAGAUGACGAUUAUGGAACCGGAUCCUCUCGACGAAGGUUUAGGCCACUCCUUCUGUUACGUUCGACCCGACCCGACCCGAAUUUCGUCUUCCAAAGUUCACUCAGAGGAAGACACGACGACGACGACGUUCCGUACGAUCUCCGGUGCAUCGGUGAGUGCCAACGCCGCCACUCCGCUCUCCACUUCUCUCUACGAUCCGUACGGUCACAUCGAUCGAGCCGCCGCGUUCGAGAGCACGACGUCGUUUUCCUCGAUCCCUCUGCAGCCGAUUCCCAGAAGCUCCGGUCCGAUUGUGCCCGGUUCGGGCCCGUUGGAGAGAGGAUUUCUCUCGGGUCCGAUCGAGAGAGGAUUUAUGUCCGGUCCGCUUGACGGUUUAGGUUUGUUCUCCGGUCCGCUUGAUAAAACCGGCACCGAAUCCAAUCAAUUCCAGCGUAGCUUCUCUCACGGUUUAGCUAUCCGGGUCGGGUCAAGAAAAGGAGCUUUAGUUCGGGUUCUCCGUCGAGCAAUCUCAAAGACGAUUAACCGAGGACAGAACUCGAUCGUCGCUCCGAUUAAAACGGUCAAAGAACCCGAUUGGGUAUUCGGGUCGGAUAAAACCCGGAACCAGCACCAUCACCCACAACAACACCACAACGAGAAUCUCACCGUGAAUAGCUUGAAUUUCAGUAGCGAAGGGAGCUUACUAGACGACGACGUUUCGCUCGAAAGCCAGAAUCUUCAGUGGGCUCAAGGGAAAGCCGGCGAGGAUCGUGUACACGUCGUCGUAUCGGAAGAACACGGAUGGCUCUUCGUCGGAAUCUACGAUGGAUUCAACGGUCCCGAUGCGCCGGACUAUCUCCUCUCUCAUCUAUACCCCGCCGUUCAUCGCGAGCUCAAAGGAUUGCUAUGGGACGAUCCAAAAACGGACUCGAACUCUCACGAUCCUUCCUCCGACUCCGUCGUCGAUCCUUGCCCGAGCGGAAACUGUGAUUCGAGCUCGAAGAACGAUGAUCGGACGUCGAGGAAAUGGGAGGAGAGUCAACGACGGUGGAGAUGCGAAUGGGAUCGAGAAAGACUCGACCUCGACCAUCUACUCAAGGAAAAAAUCAACCGGGGGUCGAACCCGAACCCGGAUCCGGAUCCGAACUCUUCGGAUGUUUUGAAGGCUCUGUCACAAGCUCUGAGGAAGACGGAAGAAGCUUACCUAGAGAAUGCAGAUAUGAUGCUCGACGAAAAUCCUGAACUAGCUUUAAUGGGCUCUUGCGUUUUGGUGAUGCUGAUGAAAGGUGAAGACGUUUACUUGAUGAAUGUUGGUGAUAGCAGAGCAGUGCUUGGGCAGAAAGCCGAGACAGAGUACUGGAUAGGGAAGAUAAAGCAAGAUUUAGAACGGAUCAACGAAGAGACGAUGAACGAUUUCGACGGAGAACGAGCUAGUUUGGUCCCGAAUCUAUCGGCUUUUCAACUUACAGUUGAUCAUAGCACAAAUGUAGAAGAGGAAGUUGAUAGAAUAAGAAAAGAGCAUCCUGAUGAUGCGAGCGCGGUGUCGAAUGAACGUGUUAAAGGCUCAUUGAAGGUGACGAGAGCUUUUGGCGCCGGUUUUCUCAAGCAGCCUAAAUGGAACAAUGCACUUCUUGAAAUGUUCCAAAUCGAUUACAAAGGAACAAGUCCUUACAUCAAUUGCUUGCCGUCACUAUACCAUCAUAGACUAGGCUCGAAAGACCGGUUUCUGAUACUAUCCUCGGAUGGUCUCUACCAAUACUUCACCAACGAAGAAGCGGUUUCAGAAGUCGAGCUCUUCAUCGCGUUGCAGCCCGAAGGCGACCCGGCUCAGCAUUUGGUUCAAGAGCUUCUUUUCCGUGCGGCCAAGAAAGCUGGUAUGGACUUCCAUGAACUGCUUGAGAUACCACAAGGGGAACGGAGACGGUACCACGAUGAUGUUUCCAUUGUAGUAAUCUCUUUAGAAGGAAGAAUGUGGAAAUCUUGUGUAUAA